Durio zibethinus is the source of this 1272-nucleotide messenger RNA. RefSeq names its product reticulon-like protein B3. Gene Ontology annotation, biological process: response to bacterium. The record is from RefSeq and is a predicted model, not a curated record. NCBI's taxonomy places the organism in Eukaryota, Viridiplantae, Streptophyta, Magnoliopsida, Malvales, Malvaceae.
CUUGGAAUAUAGAACACUCUCGAAAUUUUCACAACUCUUGUGUGUGUGUGUGUUUUUUUUUUGUUCUUUCAAUCUACAAAGCUUUUCGAAACGAGUAGUUAGGGUUUUAGAAAUUGGGUGAAAAAAAUGGCUGAACAUGAGGAGAAGCACGAGGAAUCGUUGAUGGAGAAGAUAACGGAGAAGAUCCACGGCCAUGAUUCAUCGUCGUCAUCGUCGGAUUCUGAAGACGAUAAGCCAUCAGAAUCGUCGAUCAAGGCCAAGGUCUUCCGUCUCUUUGGGAGAGAAAGGCCCGUCCACCACGUUUUCGGUGGAGGCAAACCGGCUGACAUUCUCCUGUGGAGGAACAAAAAGAUUUCGGCCGGAGCUCUUGGUGUUGCUACUGUGAUAUGGGUUUUAUUUGAGUUGCUUGAGUACCACCUUCUCACUUUAGUGUGUCACUUGUUAAUACUUGCUCUUGCAAUACUCUUCUUGUGGUCAAAUGCUACUACCUUCAUCAACAAGUCUCCACCUCGCAUUCCCGAAGUUCAAAUCCCUAAGGAACCAGUUGUAGAAUUUGCCCAAGCACUUAGUUUUGAGAUUAACUGGGCUUUUUCUGUCCUGCGGGAUAUUGCAUCAGGAAGAGAUCUUAAGAAGUUCCUCUCUGUGAUUGCUGGCUUGUGGGUCUUGUCUAUUGUGGGAAGUUGGUGCAACUUCUUGACAUUGUUCUACAUAGUCUUUGUACUACUUCAUACCGUACCUGUGCUGUAUGAGAAAUACGAGGACAAGGUGGACCCAUUUGCUGAGAAAGCAAUGCAUGAGAUUAAGAAGCAAUAUGCGGUGUUUGAUGCUAAAGUUCUAAAUAAGAUUCCAUGGGGACCAUUAAAGGAAAAGAAGAAGGAUUAGAUUCACCGACCAAGAUGUUGGUGUUGCUAGGUUCUGACAUACAUCUGGUAGCUGCGUUUUGUGAAGGUGGUGUUAAAUUUUAUCCAGUAUAAGCUAGAACCCGGCUGUCAUCCUUUAUUUUCGUAGUUUCUGGGUUCUCAAUGUUGAUGAAUAUGGGAUUUUUUUUUAAAUCUUGUUUUUGCUACACACGUGGUAGCCUUUCCAUGGAUCUAUAAGCUAUGUGACAAUAUGUUAUCAUAUUGCAUGUUGAUUAGUGCAUUGUACAUUGGGUUGAAAGUUCUCCAAAAUUGUUCUGGAUUCCUUUCGGAAUGGUCACUUUGCUCUGUGUUUUUGGACUGAUUGACCUCCAAUCAUAAUCGUUUAAAUUGCUGUUACAUGUCUGCGUAGACA